This is a messenger RNA of Acaulospora morrowiae, 489 nucleotides long. Lineage: Eukaryota; Fungi; Glomeromycota; Glomeromycetes; Diversisporales; Acaulosporaceae. The record is from the annotation of a GenBank genome assembly.
AUGUCGGUUCAAAAUGUAAAAAGAAAACAGUUAGCUGGUACCUGGGGAACGCCUUCAUCAAUAAAGAAUUCCUUUUUUCUUUUCCUCAUGAUUUGUUCAAAUGACAUGUUUCCAUAUAUCACAACAUUUAUUAUCAAUACGUUAACUGGUUAUGAUCGUCGGUCUCACAAAGACGAAUUUAGACAAGGUUCUUAUUUACGAAACAAAUUUUCCAAGUACUUUUGUAAUCAUUGGUCGUCCAGUCGACAAAUAAAGAACCGACAUCCUGGAAAUCCAGGAGGCACGAGUUUGAGCUCCGAGGAUGGUGGAACUCUUAUAUGUUCUAUGAGAUGUGAGGAAAGCGUAAAGAACUGUCGUAUGGUUAGACCGGUUGGACCGCGAAUUCAGGUGAGAGAGUGUCGAAACCACUUUCCCGGAUUUGAUUAUUCAUUGGUCUCGGGAUUUGUAAAACACGCGCCAAAUUUCCAGAGCGAGUUAACGCACUUGUGA